AUGGCGCAGGCCGGCGUGGGCACGCCCGGUGGCUCUGACGGGCACACGAAGGUGCCCGAGGACGGGCGUUUUAGUUUGAGAACGGUUGUUAGCGCUGAGGAGCUGAAGCCCCCUGGUCUCUCUCCGUUCUCCAGCCGGCAGAACCAGCUGAAGGAGCAGCCGCCGCCGCAGCAGGUGCUGUCGCCCAGCCAGCUGCCCGAGGAGGCCGAGUGCCUGACCGUGCCCAAGUACAAGCGGGACCUGGUGCAGAAGCUGAAGAUCCUGCGGCAGGAGCUGUCCCAGCAGCAGCCCCAGGCCGGGCACUGCCGCAUCGAGGUGUGCCGCGAGGAGAUCUUCGAGGAGUCGUACCGCCAGGUGAUGAAGAUGAGGCCGAAGGACCUGUGGAAGAGACUGAUGGUGAAGUUCAGGGGGGAGGAGGGGCUGGAUUACGGAGGGGUGGCCAGGGAGUGGCUGUAUCUGCUGUCCCACGAGAUGCUGAACCCUUACUACGGGCUGUUCCAGUACUCCCGCGACGACAUCUACACGCUGCAGAUCAACCCGGACUCCGCCGUCAACCCGGAGCACCUGUCCUAUUUCCACUUUGUGGGGCGGAUCAUGGGCAUGGCCGUGUUCCACGGGCACUACAUCGACGGCGGCUUCACGCUGCCCUUCUACAAGCAGCUGCUGGGGAAGCCCAUCACCCUGGACGACAUGGAGGCGGUGGACCCUGACCUGCACAAGAGCCUGGUCUGGAUCCUGGACAAUGACAUCACGGGGGUGCUGGACCACACCUUCUGCGUGGAGCACAACGCGUACGGCGAGAUCAUCCAGCACGAGCUGAAGCCCAACGGCAAGAGCGUGCCCGUCACCGAGGACACCAAGAAGGAGUACGUGAGGCUCUAUGUGAACUGGAGGUUCCUCCACGGCAUCGAGGCGCAGUUCCUGGCGCUGCAGAAGGGCUUCAAUGAGGUCAUCCCCCAGCACCUGCUCAAGUCCUUCGACGAGAAGGAGCUGGAGCUGAUCGUCUGCGGCCUGGGCAAGAUCGACAUCAACGACUGGAAGUCCAACACGCGGCUCAAGCACUGCACCCCCGACAGCAACGUGGUCAAGUGGUUCUGGAAGGCGGUGGAGUCGUACGACGAGGAGCGGCGGGCGCGGCUGCUGCAGUUCGUCACCGGCUCGUCCCGCGUCCCGCUGCAGGGCUUCAAGGCGCUACAAGGUGCUGCCGGGCCCCGGCUCUUCACCAUCCACCAGAUUGACGCCAGCACCAACAACCUGCCCAAAGCCCACACCUGCUUCAACCGGAUCGACAUUCCGCCGUACGAGGGCUACGACAAGCUGUACGACAAGCUGCUGACGGCCAUCGAGGAGACCUGCGGCUUCGCCGUGGAGUGAGGGGGGGGCGGCGAGGGGGCGGGGCUUGUGCGCGCCCAUCGCCCGCCCACAGGGAGGAGCUUCCACAGUCCAGCAGCACAGAGACCACACAGCCCCUAUCCUUCCUUUUUUUUUUUUUUUUUUUUUUUUAAAUUUACAAUUUCCUUUUUUCAGCUGCUAAAGACUUGAUAUAUAAUAACUUACAUUGGAACCUGCAAGGAUGCUGGCUUUUUUUUAUUUUUUAUUUUUUAUUUACAACAUUAAAAAGACUGUUCUAUGUAGUGUUUCCUCAUUUACUAAGCAGAACACAGAUCCACGGGGUGGGGGGGGGGGGGGAUCGGCAGCAGAGAGUAGGAUUGCUUAGUACUACUGUUCAUUUCAGAGGAAGCUUUGGUCUCCACGGACACACAGAGCCUGGGGGGGGGGGUGGGACUCGCUCUCUCUCCCGUUUCACGCCCGGAGACGCACGCGCCCCACAGGCUCGCUCGCCCACUGUGCCCAUGCGAGAGAAAAAAAAAAAAAAUGCUUUAGUUAUUUUUAUAUCGGAUGGGAAAAUGAAACUAUACAAAUAGAAUUUAAUGACAUUAUUCCAGAAUUCUAAACUGCAUCUUAGAAAAUUCCUUUUUUUUUUCUUUUUUUUUUUAAAUGCUCAAAGUAUUAAUGUUUAAAUUAUAGACUAUUUGUGAAAGAGUUAAGCUUGAAUGAAGUUGAUGUGUUCCUGAUGGAUGAACCUGAAACCUUUAAAGCCACUCUCCAAACAGGAAGUUGAGAGGCCGACAGGAAGUGCAGCGUUGUGGGGAAAAACAGACCACCUCCUCCCACAUCGCCCUCAAGAGUGCCAUAGGCUAACUGCUCGACCGCUGGGUUAAUUUAAUGAUGUCAUCCUGUAUAUUUGCAUAUUGGUGUGGUAUUCAUUUGCAUUUUUGCAGACUUCUGACCCCCCCACCCCACCACCCCCAACCCCCCCUCCUUUCCGAGCCUCAAAAAGAGGACGGGACGGCAGAGCGAACGGGCUCAGAGGACGCACUGCGUGAACCACUCCGUCUGACCUGAAGACGCAUCCGGCCGGCUGGGCAGGGGAACGUGCGCUCUGUCCUCAGGCCGCCUUCUGCCCACAGGAAAAUGCUAUUCAGGGAAGAUUUCUGUGUUUUGAAAACUGACAUCCACUUAAGAAGGCGGGAGUUUUACCUUGCAGCUCUCCAGCACUUUACAAACUUGUUGGGGGGCGGGGGCGGGGGCGGGGGAGGUGCUUGCGUCAUAUUAGUUUCUAAAUAAUGCCGUAACACAUUAUAUACGCAAAACAUACUGCAUUGGAAAUAUAUAUACCUGUAAUUUUCGAGUAUAUAUAUAUAUUAUAUAUAUAUAUUUAAAGAUAUAUAUAUUUUGUAUAUGGCUUGUCUUUUCUGUCCUUUCAACAUACCAGUAUAUAUCACAGACCUCUCACAGUCACAUUCUCAGGUGAUGUAUCUCCUUUGCGUUUUUUAAAUUUUUUUUGUAAAGCAGACAUGCGACUAGACAAAACAUACUUCCCUCUCAAGGAAGCGUGUCUGGGGAAAAAUAGUGAGGAACUGCCAUUCCCAAGUCUAACCUGUGACCCUCUCCCAUAAGAGGCACAGCAGAGGGGACACCCGUGGCCCUCUGGUUUGGGGGACUGAGGUCAAGAUUUAAUGGCAUAACCCCUUGCAUCCACAACCCCCACCCCAUCCCAUCCCAUCCUACACACAGCUCUGCAAGUAUGGACUUUCUAAACAAUAUUUAUUUUUAGCCUUUUUUUUCUUGCCACCCAUGUGUUGAUUCAUAAGUUCUUUUUGAAUGUUUAAUGCUGCCUGUCUAUAGCAAUCUAUUAUGACCAUGGACUGUUCUUAAAGUUUGCAUACACACAAAAUUUGAAUUCAUUGUUUUGUCUUUGUCAGUGUGUAUGCAAAAUUUAAAAUAUUUAGCCUCUGGAUAAAGAAAAUGAAGUAUCCUGAGAUGGUGCUUUGUACAGUAUAGGAUAUUGUUCAUAUGCGGAUCACAGAACCUUUAAUUUAUCUUAACUUAAAAAAAAAAAGGAGAAAAAAAAAAGUUUGCACACCUACAGACUUAAGUUUCGCAAAACUGACAACUUCCAUCUAUUUACCAAAUAGUUUAUGGACUGAUUGACUCCUAUAUAGCAACCCCCUCACCCCCCCCUCCAUGUCCAGUGCACAGUCCUCUGCUCAGCCUCCUUAACCCACACUACAUCACUGCACAUCACUCACGCUCCGUUCUCGUCAACACGCCUUUGAGAGCGAGGAGAGCCGCCCCUGCGUCGCGUCAGUUUGGAAAAACACGGCCUGUUGCUUCGUGUAGCAUGCUUCGCUAGCAGAACUGUAUCUUACCGCUGACUGGUGCAAUUUGUUGUACUUAAUACACUAUCAUUUGUUUUGUAUGUUGUGUGUAUGUGUGUGUGUGUGUGCAAUUGGUUCUGAUUAAAUUUUCUGUUGUCCUGAAUUUACACCCCCCCCCCCCACUUCCAUUUGCUUGUAUUUAUUACAGCGUGUUUAGCAUUCACACCAGCUGUUCUGUGAACUUAAACACAAAUGUAUGAUAAA
Anguilla anguilla (European eel) is the source of this 3926-nucleotide messenger RNA. RefSeq names its product SMAD specific E3 ubiquitin protein ligase 2 (gene smurf2). Lineage: Eukaryota; Metazoa; Chordata; Actinopteri; Anguilliformes; Anguillidae. Gene Ontology annotation, molecular function: ubiquitin-protein transferase activity. Bases 1 to 1374 code for a protein of 457 amino acids. The record is from RefSeq and is a predicted model, not a curated record. Gene Ontology annotation, biological process: negative regulation of BMP signaling pathway; ubiquitin-dependent protein catabolic process. The transcript is spliced from 10 exons.